AUGUCAUCAAAUUUCCAAUCUAAUACUCCUGGCGUCAUUGUAUUGGGACCUGUCAGUCCAGUCCAAGCCGAGAUUCUGACACCUGAAGCCCUAAAAUUUGUUGCCACUCUUCAACGUACAUUUAACGCCACCCGCAAGGCCCUUCUCGAUAAGAGAUCAAGCCGUCAGAAUGAAUUAGACCGAGGUGUUCUACCCGACUUCUUACCCGAUACCGCCUCUGUCCGUAACGAUGACACAUGGCGUGCUGCAAAGCCUGCGCCUGGACUUCAGGACCGCCGUGUAGAGAUUACUGGCCCAGUCGAUCGCAAAAUGGUCAUUAACGCCUUGAAUUCCGGCGCUUCCACUUUCAUGGCCGAUUUUGAGGAUUCCAGUGCACCAACCUGGGACGUAAUGCUGAGCGGCCAAGUUAACCUUAGAGAUGCUAUCCGUGGAACGAUCACAUUUACCAAUCCAAAUGGAAAGAAGUACGAAUUACGCAACGACGGCAAGGUGUGCACUCUUAUUGUCAGACCAAGAGGAUGGCAUAUGGUCGAAAAGCAUCUUCUAAUUGAUAACGAGCCUGCUUCCGCCUCGAUAUUUGAUUUUGGUCUUUAUUUCUUUCACAAUGCAAAAGAGCUUAUUAAGAACGGAAAGGGUCCCUACUUUUAUCUCCCCAAAAUGGAAUCUCAUUUGGAAGCUAGACUUUGGAACGACAUCUUCUUUCAAGCACAAGACAGCCUCAAUAUCCCAAGAGGUACAAUCCGUGCCACUGUAUUGAUUGAAACUAUCAUGGCUGCAUUUGAGAUGGAUGAAAUCAUUUACGAGCUUCGUGACCAUUCAUCCGGUUUGAACUGUGGUCGCUGGGACUAUAUCUUUAGCUUUAUCAAAAAGCUCCGUCAACACCCCCAAUAUGUAUUGCCCGAGCGGUCUGCUGUUACUAUGACCGUUCCAUUCAUGGAUGCCUAUGUCCGCCUGCUAAUCAAAACAUGCCACAAGAGAGGUGUUCAUGCUAUGGGUGGUAUGGCCGCCCAGAUCCCUAUCAAGAACGAUCCUAAAGCCAAUGAUGUUGCUAUGGCAAAAGUCCGCGCUGAUAAACUUCGCGAGGUCAAAGCUGGUCACGACGGCACCUGGGUCGCUCAUCCAGAUCUUGUAACGAUCGCCUUUGAGAUCUUCAAUGAGCAUAUGCCCCAGCCUAACCAGCUUCACGUUCGCCGUGAAGACGUGUCCGUAAACCAAAGUGAUCUAUUGAAUAUUAACUUUGAAGGCAACGUCUCAGACAAGGGAAUCCGUGACAAUAUCCAGAUCGGCCUAGCUUACAUGGAGUCCUGGCUUCGUGGAGUUGGCUGUGUCCCUAUUCACAAUCUUAUGGAAGAUGCAGCUACAGCAGAAAUUUCUCGUUCUCAGCUUUGGCAGUGGGCUCGCCACAACACCAAGACUAUCGAGGGCAAAAUAGUAACGGGUGAUUACCUUUUGAAGGUACUUGAUGAAGAAACAGACAAGAUUCGCGAGUCUUUGGGCGAAAAGUACUCUAAAUCAAAAUACGAAGCUGCCAAAAAGGCAUUUGCAACCAAUAUUACUGGCGAGCGAUAUGAUGAUUUCUUGACUACACUUCUUUACGAUGAUAUUGUUUUGAGUGAGGCAAAGCACAGAUUGUAG
This is a messenger RNA of Phycomyces blakesleeanus NRRL 1555(-), 1635 nucleotides long. RefSeq lists its product as hypothetical. The record is from RefSeq and is a predicted model, not a curated record. Gene Ontology annotation, cellular component: cytoplasm; peroxisomal matrix. NCBI's taxonomy places the organism in Eukaryota, Fungi, Mucoromycota, Mucoromycetes, Mucorales, Phycomycetaceae. Gene Ontology annotation, biological process: glyoxylate cycle. Bases 1 to 1635 code for a protein of 544 amino acids. The transcript has 4 exons. Gene Ontology annotation, molecular function: malate synthase activity.